Terrapene triunguis (Three-toed box turtle) is the source of this 7564-nucleotide messenger RNA. It is a transcript of the gene OBSL1, whose product is annotated as obscurin like 1. The transcript has 27 exons. Lineage: Eukaryota; Metazoa; Chordata; Testudines; Emydidae. Gene Ontology annotation, molecular function: protein binding. The record is from RefSeq and is a predicted model, not a curated record. Bases 141 to 7217 code for a protein of 2358 amino acids.
GAUCGGGCACCUGGUCUGCCAGCCUGGCUUCAGGGAGUGUCUCCCCAGGCGCCCGCCCUGUGGGCUGGUGUCUGGGCCCAGUUGCUGUCCUGGCUGAGCCCCUGGUGCGGGGACCUGCAGUGCCGCAGCUGAGUCCGAAGAUGGACGUGUUUGGGGGGGCCCCCCGGUUCCUUGCCUACCCCCGCACUUUCACAGUGCAGAGUGGUGCUGAUGCCGUCCUGAAGUGCCAGAUCGCGGGCGACCCACGCCCCAGCAUCAUCUGGGAGAAGGACAAAUCCCCGAUCGCGCUGCUGGGCCGCUUCCAGGUGGAGGCCGAGGGGACCGUGUACAGCCUGUCGAUUUCCCAGGUGACCCCAGCGGACAGCGGGCAGUAUGUCUGCAAGGCCAAGAACGCCAUCGGGGAGACGUACGCUGCUGCCACACUCAAGGUGGAGGCGAGGGAGCUGCAGCAGGAGGGACACCCUGAGGAUGUGCCCCCCGUUUUUCUGAGCAAGCCUCUGUCCUGGCAGGUCUGCAGGGGGGAGGAUGUGAUGUUCACCUGCAGGGUCUCGGGGCAGCCUAGCCCUGUGCUGCAGUGGGAGAAGGAUGGGCGCCAGCUGUCGGAUCUCUUUGAGAGCAGCCAUUUCUCGGUGGGGAAGGAGCCGGAAGACUGGCAUUUCCUGAAGAUCUUCGGCGCCCGGCCCCCGGACGGAGGGGUCUAUGUGUGCAGGGCGCGGAACCGCUCAGGGGAGGCCCUGGCAGCAGCUGUGCUCCUGGUCGACCCCAUGGCUCGUGGGCUGCCAGACGGCCCCUUCCUGGGCUCCCCCGGGAACUGCUGGACCCUGAGCCAUUUCAGUAAGCAGCCGGAUCAGCACGGUGACAGGAGGCACUGCCACGGGCAGCGCUCCGUGCCCUGGCCGGCCCGGCCCAAUGGCGAGGUGGCUCCCGGCGCACCCAAAGCCAAGGCGUUCGCUGUGAGCGAGGGGAAGCACGCCAAGUUCCGCUGCUACGUGACGGGCAAGCCGAAGCCCGAGAUUGUGUGGAAGAAGGACGGGAAGGUCGUUGCGCCAGACAGGAGGCACCUGGUCUAUGAGGAUAGGGAAGGCUACUUCAUCCUGAAAGUGCUGUACUGCAAGGCCCGGGACCAGGGGCUGUACAUCUGCACCGCCUCCAACACGGCUGGCCAGACCCUCAGUGCCGUGCAGCUCCAUGUGAGAGAGCACCGGGUGCGGUUCCAGUUGCAGCUGGAGGAUGUGGAGGUGCAGGAGUGUGAGGACGCCGUGCUGGAGUGCAAGGUGCCCCAGGAGACCAUCCCCACGGCCUGGUACCUGGAGGACAAGCAGCUGCAGCCAAGCCACAAGUACGUGAUUGAGGAGCAGGGCCUGGUGCGACGCCUGACCAUCCGGGACGCCCGCGCUGACGACGACGGCAUCUACCUGUGCGAGAUGAAGGACAAAGGGCGCAGCAUUGCUGAGGUCUCAGUCAGAGGGGCAAUCGUGAAGCGGCUCCCGCGGAAGCUGGACGUCAUGGAGGGGGAGAAUGCUGCCUUCUGUGUGGAGACCCGGGAUGCCGUGGAGGGAAUCCGCUGGAGCCGGAACGGGCUGGAGCUGCGGGAGACACCAUGCACUGUGCUGAAGAGCUUCGGCAAAACCCACCUGCUGGUCCUGGUGCAUGUGACGCGGGAGGACGCUGGGGUCAUCUCCUUCAGCGUGGGGGAGUCGCAGACGUCAGCCCAGCUUCGCAUCAAAUGUGCAAAGCGUGUUCCCCCGAGCGCGCCCGUGGCCGCCGAGAUGAGCACGGACCGCAGCAACGCUGCCCUCCUGACCUGGUGCCCCGGGCCUGAUGUGCACAGGACCCCCCCCAGCAGCUACGUCCUGGAGCGGCAGGAGGCCAGCACGGCCGAGUGGGUGCAGUGCCUUACCACGGACCUGGCCAGCAUGGUGGAGGUGCUCGGGGAUAGCGUGCCCGCCGAGGCAGACUACUGCUUUCGCAUCUGUGCCGUGAACAAGUACGGGAGGAGCAGGCCCGUGGAAUUCCCUGGCUCUGUGCACCUUGUCCCUGUAGCCUGCGUGCGGAGAGCCCUGAAGGACGUGCAGGUGCAGGGGGGCCAGGAUGCCCAGUUCUCCCUGGAGCUCUCGGCCUCCGUGGCGGGGAGCUGGUUCCUGAACGGGGCGAAGCUGGAGGAGGGAGAGGAAGGCCAGCGCUACUGCAUAAAGCGCAGCGGGACCGAGCACUCCCUGCUGCUCCGUGGUGUGCGGCUGGCGGAGAGCGGGGCCGAGGUCAAGUUUGAGUCCAGUGGCGUGCGGGACUCCGCCACUCUGCAGGUGCAAGCCCCGCAGGUGCGCAUCGCCCCGGUGCCCGAGGCCCAGCGCCGCCGGGAGCUCCUGGCAGGGCUGCCCCUGCUCCUGGAGUGCGAGGUCUCCACGCCCGACGCCCCUGUGCGCUGGCUCAAGGACGGGGAGGCUGUGCCCUCGGACGACGUCGUCGCCCUGCAGGCAGAGGGCUGCGCCAGGAGGCUGUUUAUCCGCUCUGCCCGCCCCUCAGACUCCGGGACGUAUACGUGUGACGCGGGCGAGGAUGCGCUGAGCUUCACGGUGACCGUGACCGAGCCGCCCGUGAGGAUCGUCAGCUCUAACGAGGACGCCGCGCACACCUACCUGGCCUUGGAGCGCGUGGUGCUGGCGUGCGAGCUGUCCCAUGCCAACGGCCCGGUGCAGUGGUACAAGGACGGGGUGGAGGUGGAGGAGGGCGAGCACCUGCUCCUGGAGUGCGAGGGGCCCCAUCACAGGCUCGUCAUCCCCUCGGCCCGGCCGCAGGACACGGGGGAGUUUGUGUGCGACGCGGGCGGCGACUCUGUCUUCUACAACAUCACAGUGACAGAGCCGCCCGUGAGGAUCGUCAGCUCUAACGAGGACGCCGCCCACACCUACCUGGCCUCGGAGCGCGUGGUGCUGGCGUGCGAGCUGUCCCGUGCCGACGGCCCGGUGCAGUGGUACAAGGACGGGGUGGAGGUGGAGGAGGGCGAGCACCUGCUCCUGGAGUGCGAGGGGCCCCAUCACAGGCUUGUCAUCCCCUCGGCCCGGCCGCAGGACACGGGGGAGUUUGUGUGCGACGCGGGCGGCGACUCCGUCUUCUACAACAUCUCGGUGACAGCCCCGCAGGUGCGCAUCGCCCCGGUGCCCGAGGCCCAGCGCCACCGGGAGCUCCUGGCAGGGCUGCCCCUGCUCCUGGAGUGCGAGGUCUCCACGCCCGACGCCCCUGUGCGCUGGCUCAAGGAUGGGGAGGCUGUGCCCUCGGACGACAUCGUCGCCCUGCAGGCAGAGGGCUGCGCCAGGAGGCUGUUUAUCCGCUCUGCCCGCCCCUCAGACUCCGGGACGUAUACGUGUGACGCGGGCGAGGAUGUGCUGAGCUUCACGGUGACUGUGACCGAGCCGCCCGUGAGGAUCGUCAGCUCUAACGAGGACGCCGCGCACACCUACCUGGCCUCAGAGCGCGUGGUGUUGGCGUGUGAGCUGUCCCGUGCUGACGGCCUGGUGCAGUGGUACAAGGAUGGGGUGGAGGUGGAGGAGGGCGAGCACCUGCUCCUGGAGUGCGAGGGGCCCCAUCACAGGCUCAUCAUCCCCUCGGCUUGGCCGCAGGACACGGGGGAGUUUGUGUGCGACGCGGGCGGCGACUCCGUCUUCUACAACAUCACAGUGACAGAGCCUGCAGUGAGGAUCCUGCGCCCCCAGGAGCGCUCCCUGGAGCUGCAGGCUCUGGCGCUGCAGCGCCUGGAGCUGAGGUGUGAGCUGUCUAGAGCAGAUGCCCAGGUGUGCUGGUUCAAGGACGGGCUGGAGGUGGAUGAGACAGAGAACCUGCUGCUGCGGGCAGAGGGGGCCCAGCGCUGGCUGAUUGUCCCGCAGGCCCGGGCCGAGGAUGCUGGCGAGUACAUCUGUGAGACAAGGGACGAGUCCGUCUCCUUUGACGUCAGGGUGUCAGAGCCCCCGGUGAAGAUCCUGCAGCCGCGGCGAGCUCCCCCCACCCUGAAGGCCGUCAUGGGGGAGACGGUGACUCUGGCCUGCGAGCUCUCGCGCGGGAACGUGCCAGUGCAGUGGGUUAAGGAUGGCACCAGGCUGGAGGCUGGCGGCAGCCUGAUCCUGGAGGAGGAGGGUGCCCAUCGGCGGCUGGUCAUCCCUGCGGCUGGAGUGGAGCAUUCUGGGAAGUACGUCUGCGAUGCGGCUGAUGACACCAGGACGUUUACUGUCCAAGUGUGUGACCCUCCUGUGACGAUCCUGGGGCGGGGUGAGCUGCAGACCCACCGCCGCUGCCUGGCCGCGGAGGACCUGGUGCUGGAGGUGACACUCUCCCAUGCCCACGGAGAGGUGAAGUGGUACAAGGAUGGUGAGAAGUUGCAGGACACGGGGCGCGUGCGUCUGGAGGAAGACGGGGCACGGCAUGCACUGGUCAUUCUGGGCAUGGAGAGCAAGGACGCGGGGGAGUAUCUGUGUGACAGCCAUGACGACAGCCUCAUCUUCUGUGUCGCCGUGGAAGAGCCCCCUGUGUGCAUUGUGAGGAGCAAGGGGGGCCGGGAGCAGCAGUGCCUGGCGGCCGGCGAUGACCUGGUGGUGGCCUGCGAGGUGUCACAGCCCAGCGCUGCCGUCCGCUGGCUCAGGGAUGGCCAGGAGCUGGUGGCCAGCGAACGAGUCCGGAUCGAGGACCGGGGAGCUCUCAGGCAGCUGACCAUCCUCGGGGCCCGGCCCAGCGACUCUGGCUCCUACGUUUGUGACGCUGUUGGUGACCGAAUGGUGACGACUGUGGAGGUGGCAGCCCCCCCCGUUCGCGUUGUGAAUAAGGAGGAGGCCAAGAUGCCCGUGGAGGUCCUGGAAGGGGAGAGUGUCACGCUGGUUGCCCGGCUCACCCAGGAACAGGCUCCUGUCCAAUGGCUGAAGAACAAGCGGGUGCUGCGUUCCGGGGCACGGCUCCUCCUGGGCACCCAGGGGCCCUCGCACAGCCUCACCAUCAAGCAGACGGAGCUGGGCGACAGUGGCACCUUCAGCUGUGACACUGGGGACGACGAGGUGCACUUCACCCUGCGAGUGAGAGAGGCUCCAGUGCUCUUUGUGAACAAGCAGGAGAAGCCGGAGAAGGUGCUGGUGCUGGAGGGGGGCAGUGCCGUGCUCUCAGCCAUCGUCUCCAAGGAGCAGGCCCCAGUGAGCUGGAGGGGGCCCCAGCAGCCCCUGGCAGCAGGGCAGCGCUGCGAGCUGCGGCGAGAGGGCCGGGUGCACAGCCUGGUGCUGACCAACGUGGGCAAGGACGAUGCCGGCCUCUACACCUGCCUCUCCUGCCAUGACCAGAUGCAGUUUGAAGUGAGCGUGAAAGAGCUGCAGGUGAAAUUUGUGCGAGGCUUGUCGGACGUGCAAGCGCACGUGGGUGAGACGGUGCUGCUGUGGUGCGAGCUGUGCAAGGCCAGGGGGCAGGUGGUGUGGCUGAAGGAUGGGCAGGAGCUGGAGCCCAGCGGCAGGUGGGAGAUCAAGGCAGAGGGGCGGGAGUGCUCCCUGGCGCUGAGCAACGUGGGGCCUGAGGACGCCGGCGAGUAUUCCUGCGAGUCCAAGGAUGACCGGACGCUGGCCACGGUAACUGUGCUGGUGCCCAGGGUGGUGGAGAUCAUCUCGGAGCUGCACAACUUGACGGUGCUGGAAGGGGACGACGCCACCUUCAAGUGCCUGGUGUCCCCGGAUGACGUGGCCCUGACGUGGCAGCUGAACGGCCAGGCUGUCACCACCUGCGAGCGGCUGGUGGUGACCAGGAACGGGCUGUGCCACGCCCUGACCAUCCGGCAGUGCCAGCUGGGAGACGCAGGCACCGUGACAGCCCGUGCUGAGGGCCUGGUGAGCACAGCCCGGCUGAGCGUGCAAGAGGCCCAGGUGCUGUUUGUGCGGAAGCUGCAGGACGUGGUGGCCGAGGCGCUGCAGGACGUGCUGCUGGAGGUGGAGCUGAGCCGCGAGGCGGGCGAGGUGCAGUGGCUGAAGCAGGGGGUGCUCAUCCAGCCGGGCAGCAAGUACCAGUUUCAGGAGGCCGGGCACAGACGGGGCCUGACCAUUCGCAGCCUCAGCCCCUCGGACCGCGGCACCUACCGCUGCGAGAGCCUCCACGACCGGACGCAGGCCAAGCUGAGCGUGGCGCCCCGAAAGGUGUCUGUGCGGAAGCCACUGUCGGACGUGGAGACCUUUGAGAAGGAGACGGCCACGUUCCAGCUGGAGCUGUCCCAUGCUGACGUGCCCGGGGUGUGGACGCGGGACGGCAUCCGGGUGAAGCCCAGCCGGACCUGCCGGGUCAGCGCCACGGGCUGCGUGCACAGCCUGACGCUGCUGGGGCUCACGCUGGAGGAUUCGGGCACCGUCACCUUCACCUCCGACACCCUGCGUUCCAGCGCCCGCCUGACCGUCAGAGAGCCGCCAGUUGCCAUGGUGAAGGCCCCCCGGGACGUGGGUGUCCCUGAGACUGGGGCUGCCAGCUUCGAGUGCGAGCUGUCCCGCCCCAUUGCGGAGGUGAAGUGGUACAAGGACGGGACGGCGCUGCAAGCGGGGCCCAAGUGCCGCAUCUACUCAGUGGGCCGGCGGCGCCUGCUGCAGCUCAGCCACUGCAGCCUGGACGACGCAGGGGAGUACACGUGCGACGCAGGGGACUGCCGGGCCUCCGCCAUGCUGCGGGUCUACGAGCGCCAGGUGCAGAUUGUGCAGGAGCUGGCGGACGUGCGUGUGCGUGAGAACGAGAACGCCGUCUUCACCUGCCAGGUCUCGCACGAGGACGUGAAGGGCGAGUGGUUCAGGGGUGGCGAGAAAAUCAAAGUCACCAGCACUGUGAAAAUUCGGCAAGAGGGCCCCAGGCACUUCCUGCUCAUCUGCAACGUGCGCCCGGAGGACGCGGGAUGCAUCCGGUUCGUCGCCAAGGCAGCUGCCUCCGAAGCCAGCCUGCAGGUGGAGGCACUCCCGAUCCGGAUCAUAAAGCCGCUGCGGGACAAGACGGCGCUGGCGCGGCACAAGGCCACGCUGGAGUGCACCGUGUCGCAGGCGCGUGGCCGCGUGCGCUGGUUCCGCGGAGACACCGAGAUCUUCGCCAGCGACAAGUAUGAGAUCUGCAACCUCGACUGCUAUCGCACCCUCAUCAUCCACGGGGUGGGGCCGGAGGACGAGGCCUCCUACACCUGCGACGCCUUUGACGACCGCUCCACCGCCCGCCUGCUGGUGGAGGGGCAUUAGGUGCUGGCAUCGGACAAGCCCGACCAGAUGGGUCCUGGCUGGCCACAGCGGGGGCUGCCCAUUAACCGCUCCAGUGCCCCACCUUGCUGGGUGACGUCCUGCGCCCCGCCCCCCGAGCGGGGCGGUGCCCUGGGCAAGCAGGGCUGCCCGGCCCUGGGCAGGGGGUGCUCUGGGGUGACCCCCCACUCCCAACGCGGCUGAAUCGACCUCGCAGUGGGACUCUACACUUCCCUGUUCCUCAGCAACACAAGGGCAGGCCUCCAUUUCCGCCCCCACCCCUGCACCUUGCGACAGAGGGGCUGGGGGGGGGAGCAGAUGAGGGGGUCUGGCAGUGAGUCACCAGCCUG